Amborella trichopoda is the source of this 2650-nucleotide messenger RNA. Its product is annotated as Flavodoxin family protein. Gene Ontology annotation, cellular component: cytosol. The record is from RefSeq and is a predicted model, not a curated record. Lineage: Eukaryota; Viridiplantae; Streptophyta; Magnoliopsida; Amborellales; Amborellaceae. Gene Ontology annotation, molecular function: flavin adenine dinucleotide binding; FMN binding; NADPH-hemoprotein reductase activity.
UCGAUUUUGCGAGCAUCUAUUCCGACUAAAUCGCAGAGACCCCCGUGCCCCUCGUCUCUCUCUCGCGCUAAAACCUAUUCCUCUCUGAGAGCAUAACCAUCCCUCUGUACUCUGCCCUCUGCGAGCUACCAUUUCCUCUGUCCUCUGCGAGCUACAGAGCCAUCACAGAAGCCCUCAAACCCUAGCGGAGCUCUCUCUCUCUCUCUCAGUUAUAUUUCUCUCUCUAGCCCUCACAGAGCUCAACUCUCUUUCACAGGGUUUGAGGCGUGGGCAACUUCUCGACUGAAUCUUCCCUUUGUCAAAAGCUUGAACUUGCUUUUCAGGUAUGGAGAAGAAACCACAACGAUUGCUAAUACUCUAUGCUUCACAAACUGGAAAUGCCCUAGAUGUUGCGGAACAUGUUGAGCGUGAAGCUGGACGAAGGCACUGUCCUGCAAUCGUGCUUUCAACCGACCAAUUUGAUGCGAGAGAGCUACCAAGUGAAGGAACUGUUUGCUUUAUUGUUUCGACUACCGGUCAGGGGGACACACCAGAUUCCAUGAAGGAAUUUUGGAGAUCCCUUCUUCAAAGAAAUCUUAGCCAUCAAUGGUUGGAGGGAGUUUACUAUGCAGUCUUCGGAUUAGGUGAUUCAGGCUAUCAAAAAUAUAACGUUGUGGCCAAGAAACUGGACAAGAGACUCACUGAUCUUGGUGCGAAGCCAAUCAUUGGAAAAGGUCUUGGAGAUGAACAGCACCCUUCAGGGUAUGAAGGUGAUCUAGAUCCAUGGCUUUCAUCUUUUUGGGUUACUUUAAAGAAGAUGCACCCUUCAAUCUUCACAUGUGAUACCCAGCUUUUUGACCCAAACAUGAAAGUUCUGGACUAUCCUAAAUUUCAAAUAAUAUAUCAUGAUGUUGAGAAGGCACCAUCCUAUGUUUCAAGAAAUAUAGAUUUAAAUCUUAUGGAGAUUGAAAGUGUCCGCACAAUGACCCCUGGGAAAUUUCCUCAUCAUGAUUGUAGACGUCAAUGCUUUGUAAACAUGGCCAAAAAUGUACGCUUAACUAACGAGGACGGUGACCGAGAUGUGCGCCUUUUUGAAUUCAAUAUUCUUUCAUCAGAUACUGAAUAUGAAGUAGGGGACGUACUUGAGAUCCUCCCAUGUCAAAAUCCUGCUGCUGUGAAUGCUUUUCUUCAGCGCUGCAACUUAGAUCCAGAGUCCUACAUCAGUGUUCAACUUGCAGAUACUGCAAAAAGUCUUCCUGUAUCUAAGCUAAACAUAUCAUGCAAACCAAUUAAGCUUAGAACUUUUGUGGAGUUGACAAUGGAUAUUGCAUCAGCUUCACCUAGACGCUAUUUUUUUGAGGUCAUGAGUUUCUUUGCUACUGCCGAGCAUGAGAAGGAAAGACUUCAAUAUUUUGCGUCCCCGGAAGGACGAGAUGAUCUCUACCAGUACAAUCAAAAGGAAAGAAGAACAGUCCUUGAGGUGCUAGAGGACUUUCCAUCGGUGCAAAUGCCAUUUGAGUGGUUUGUACAAUUAGUUCCCCCACUUAAAACCAGGCUCUUUUCCAUCUCCUCCUCACCUUUAGCUCAUCCCGAUCAAAUUCACUUGACAGUGGCUGUGGUAGCUUGGACGACACCUUUCAAGAGAAAGAGGCAUGGCCUGUGCUCCACAUGGUUAGCCGGACUCGAUCCUCAAAAAGAGACCCGUAUUCCUGCAUGGAUCCAACGUGGUUCACUCCGUCGCCCGUCACCAUCACUCCCGCUGAUCCUCAUAGGGCCAGGAACUGGUUGUGCCCCAUUUCGAGCGUUUGUGGAGGAAAGAGCACUUCAGAGCACCCAAGGACCUGUAGCCCCUGUUAUCUUCUUCUUUGGCUGCAGAAACCAAGAGAAAGACUUCCUUUACAAAGAUUCUUGGUUAUCUCAUUGCGAGAACUCUGGUGUGUUAUCAGAAGAAAAGGGAGGAGGCUUCUUUGUUGCCUUCUCUAGAGAUCAGCUGCAAAAGGUCUAUGUGCAACAUAAAAUGCGAGAACAAAGCCAAAGGAUUUGGGAAUUGUUGGGUGAGGGUGGUGCUGUGUAUAUUGCUGGGUCUGCAACCAAAAUGCCAGCUGAUGUUAUGUUAGCCUUGGAGGAAAUCAUAACAAAAGAAGGUGGUACUCCAAUGGAGUCAGCAACCCGAUUAAUAAGACAGCUAGAGAAGGUAGGAAGAUAUAAUGUUGAAGCUUGGUCUUGAGCCUUCCAGUUUAAAUCAUCAAAGAAGAUUUGUUAAGAGUUUCUAAAAUUAGUAAGCAAUGAUAGAGGCAAAUCUUGGUAUUCAAUGAUAGAUUGGUGUUCAUGGUGGGGUUAGUGGCCAUAAAGCCUCAAGGAAAGAAACAUGGUGGGAUCUCGGAGAGGUCUAUGAUUGAUCGGGUUAGUCAGAAUAGGAAUUGGGUCUAAAAAAUGUCUUGGUGUAUGUAUGUGUGUUUUAUAUAGUACAUGGACUGAUAUGACAGUUACAAAUUGAAUAGUUGUUUAUCCAAUGCUUUGGAAAAUGGAGUCAAGCAAGUGAGAUUCAGCCUCUAGAAGACUAUUUCAAUUCCAUAAGUUUUCUUGCAAUGGUUCCAAUGUGUCUUGGAUGCAUCCAAGGGGUCUAGGUGAACCUGACGGUUUUUAGUUUUUUUCAGUAAGUUAUAGCUUC